Trematosphaeria pertusa is the source of this 2286-nucleotide messenger RNA. RefSeq names its product FabD/lysophospholipase-like protein. The transcript is spliced from 3 exons. Gene Ontology annotation, cellular component: membrane. Gene Ontology annotation, biological process: arachidonate metabolic process. The record is from RefSeq and is a predicted model, not a curated record. Bases 162 to 2003 code for a protein of 613 amino acids. Lineage: Eukaryota; Fungi; Ascomycota; Dothideomycetes; Pleosporales; Trematosphaeriaceae.
CAGAACAGAAUAUUUCCUCUCAGGUUGAAUACAAACAGCGGUCAGGAGCUGAGACUCACGCGCGGACUCUCUUAAGGGCCUUCUGAUCUGGCCUCACGAGGCUCUCAGCCCUCGAACCAGUCACUCACCCUUCCGGAGCCACCGCCGCUCCCCUCUACGCCAUGGCAAACAACGGGAUCCGGCGGAAAGACACCACCAAGGGCCCGCCCUUGCGCAUUUUAUCCCUAGAUGGCGGGGGCGUGCGCGGCUACUCGAUGCUCAUCAUACUGCAGGAGCUCAUGCACCGGACCUUUGUCGAGACAGAAGGCCGAGCGCCGAAGCGACACGAAAUACCGAAGCCAUGCGAGCAUUUCGAUCUCAUCGCCGGGACGGGCACGGGCGGGCUGAUUGCCAUCAUGCUGGGAAGGCUGCGGCUGGACCUGGAUACCUGUAAAGAUGUAUAUGUGCGCAUGACGAAGAGAGUGUUUGAGACGGACAAGACGUUCGCCGGCAUACCGUAUCGAUCGACGCUGUUCAAGGCUUCAAAGCUGGAGGAGGCGAUUAUGGAGUGUGUACGCGAACACACCAUUUACGAUGAUGAGGGGAAUGACAGCGAGCAUGCGAGCGCCAUGUCGUCUACCCCGGAUGUCAGGGACCCCGCGACGCCGAAUAGCGUGUAUGGCGUACAGAGGAGUCCUAGUACGGCGAGCAGGUACAGCCAGAUCGGCAUGACACCCGUGAAUAUGCGGAUGGCCGCCUUGAAGUGGGGCAACCCGAAUGCGCUGCUGUACGAUAAGAGAGAGGAGCGCACAAAGACCGCUGUCACGGCAGUCUACAAAGGCACGAAGAACGCUGGCAGCGGCCAGAUACUCCUCCGAUCCUACGACUCGCGAAAAGAGACCUCGAUAGAACCCAACGCUACCAUAUGGCAAGCUGGUCGGGCAACGUGUGCGACUGCUCUCGCUUUCAAGCCGAUCCAAGUUGGCCAAUCCCUGUUCCUCGACGAAGGCUCCGGCAAAUACAACCCUGCGCCCAUGAUUCUCGAUGAAGCCGUCGUCAACGAAUGGCCGGGGCGCGAAGUUGGUGUUUUCAUCAGUAUAGGGACUGGAAAGCGUCCAGAGGGCACCAACCAACAGCAGCAUCUGUGGUGGGAAGGAUUCGUCUCCAGCGGCAUGGGCGAUUUCGCCGAAGCGAGGCGCAAGCUCAUCAGCAAGAUUGAGGACUGCGAAAAGACACAUCAGGCGAUGAAAAAUCACCUAGCGAAGCGACAAGUCAAUCCCGAACACUACUACCGCCUAAACGUCAAUGUGGGUGUCGGCGAGUUCGGAAUGAACGAGUGGAAUCGCCUCGCUGAGAUCAGCACCAACACGCGCAUGUACCUUUCGGAUAACGAUGUGCAAAGCAAGACCUUCGAUGCCGCCUCGAAGCUUGCUAGGAUAUACCGCGCAAAGCAAAGAUGGGAGCGCGCAGAAAGAGGGCAAAUGGCUUACGGCGCGAAGAAUCCCUGGGAGCGCCCUCUCCCACCCGUCCCGGAUGCUUCUCCCAUCGCGGUCGAACUCCCCGCCGAAGAAGUCGCGCCCCAGUUCUACUCCUCCAAUAAUCCCGACAACCCUCCAGACGACUUCCUCCUCCAUCCCUCAGGCUACCACCGCACCCCCGAAAGCGACAAAUUCGCCAUCGUCUCCUCAGACGAAUACCCGCAACCAGUCACCGACCUCCCUCCCCGCCAUUCUGGCGAACUUGUCUCCCCAGGUCGGCGGUCGAACGACCAAUUCAACGUGAGCUCGCUACACAGCUCGCCCAGGCUGAGCUUCGAAGAACCGAAUCGACAGAGCCCGCCUCCGAGGCCGCCGAAGACACCACUGCAGGAGGGUGCGAAGCCGUUGAGCAUGACGGGGCCGCCUACGAUGCCACCACCAACGAGCGCGUUGCCAAGACCGCCGCCUGGUGCGCCCUUGCCAUAUCCAGAUACGGAUGGGCCGCCGGCGGUCAAUAGGGCGCGGAAACCUGAGUACUCACGAUGAUGCGCGUCAUGGUUUGUUUCAUCGCAAUUGAAUCACGAAGCUAUGAUGUCAAGUCGAAGCUUAACGAAUUAGGUAACGAUCUUCUUUCUAUUUGUGUGCGAUUCCUCUUCCAGGGUUUUGGCGCGAGCGCCCUGGCUGGCAGGCCCGGGGUGGCUACAGCACGUUACUGGUGGCGGCGUAAUGUGAGUUGGAUCUUGGGUUUCGAGCGGGUUCGCGCAUGCUCGAUGGAAUACUGAUGGUUGGGAGUACGUGAGUACAUAGUUACAGAUACCCUUUGAACUGU